This is a messenger RNA of Rattus rattus (black rat), 1644 nucleotides long. RefSeq names its product chromosome 9 C17orf58 homolog (gene C9H17orf58). NCBI's taxonomy places the organism in Eukaryota, Metazoa, Chordata, Mammalia, Rodentia, Muridae. The record is from RefSeq and is a predicted model, not a curated record. Gene Ontology annotation, molecular function: protein binding.
AGCCCUCGCUGCGUUUUCUAGCCCGGGGAACCCUGUCUACAAAAAUGACAGCUCGAGCCCUCUGGCUUCUCUGUUUGAUCGUCGGAUGGUCCCCCGAAGCCCCGGUGGCGGAAAGAAAAGCCCCUCCGCCUCACCGAAAGCCCGAUGCCCGGGAGACGCCGGGCCGCGCGCAGCCGCUGCGGUUCGCACGCCGACCGCGCGCCGCCUACGCAGGACCGCGUGCCUGGCCCGACCCCCGGCGCCGGAAGGCCGCGCCGCCCGACAACCGCGCCGGCUUCCGGGAGGCAGUGAGAGCGCCCGCAGGGCUUCCGGGCCCGCGCCUCGCGCAGGCGGAGAACCGCGCGUCGCCGCAGGACUCCCCGCGCGCGCGCGCGCUCAGGCCCGCGACCCCAGGCGCGCGCGCCGCUGGCCCCGCCCACCCGAACCGGCCGCGCGCCGCCGCGCAGCCCUCGGGAACCCCGCAGGCUCUGUCGCCCGAGGACGGGGAGCCGGAGACCCAGUCCUGCGCGCGCGCCUGCAACGCGGACGCGGACGAGCGCGAGGCCUACUGCGCCAGCGAAUUCGCCGUGAACGGAAUCGUGCACGACGUGGACGUGUUGGGCGCGGGCAUGCGCCUGGUGACUCUACUGGUGGACCCCGACGGCCUGUACAAGAUGAGCCGUCUGUACAUCACUCCUGACGGUUUUUUCUUCCGCGUGCAUAUACUAGCCCUGGACUCCUCCAGUUGCCAUAAGCCGUGUCCAGAAUUUAAACCCGGAAGCAGGUAUAUUGUGAUGGGCCACAUCUACCAUAAGAGACGGCAGCUCCCCAGUGCUCUGCUCCAGGUCCUAAGAGGGCGCCUGCGUCCAGGAGACGGGCUCAUCCGGGGUAGCAGCAGCUACGUGAAGAGGUUUAACCGAAAGCGCGAGUGGCAGGUUCGCGGUGCCACCCACACCCGGUGCAUUUGAACAGGCCAACGUGGCAUUCGUGGUCGGUCUUUACAUGGUGGGAAGCUUCUGUGAAACUGGCCCCGAAGCUAGCUACCUUCCUUGUGAACUACUUGUGAAGCUUACUAAAGCUACCACUUUAUUUACAAAAUGCUGACAGGAGUGCACCAGGGCACGGUGGGAAAGCUCCUCAAGCUCAGUAAUGCACACGACUCAGACACUAGACCCCCGCAGGUCAAACAGAUCACACCACUUUUGCUGUCUUUAAGUUAUUUUAAUUUAAUACAUUUUCCCCAGUAGAGACAGUUCACAAAACAUUUCUCGGAUUUAAAUAUACAGCUUUGAAUAGUAUCUAUCAUGUGUCAAGCCAGAUUUUGUAUUUAAAGCAUCGAGUGUUAAAUUCCACACACGGAGAGUAAGCGUCCGAGUCAAGUCGUUUACAUAUGAAAUGUCAUGUAAGUCAAACGCCAGCCAAGUGCGAAAACUAUACAUUUCAAGGGCUAAUUCAAGCAAAGCAUCAUUCAAGGUGUGUUCCUGGUGCACCAAAAUACAAGCCCCGUGUAUUGUCAUGCUUCCUUGCUUCUAAUAACCUGUUCUGUGCCAAACUGGCAUCAAUUCCAACACAUUCUUUUUGGUGUAUCUGAUGUCAUUUUUAUGUUAAGACCCAGUAGUAUCAUGAUUGUUUGUAAAGCAGUAAAUCUCGCCAUGAAAUCAGAAA